Cuscuta epithymum is the source of this 3878-nucleotide messenger RNA. The record is from the annotation of a GenBank genome assembly. Lineage: Eukaryota; Viridiplantae; Streptophyta; Magnoliopsida; Solanales; Convolvulaceae.
GUGGAUAACUGAGGGACCCUAUAUGCGAUUUUCCCUAAAAAAUAUAUAUGACCACACAAAUGUUCAUCAGUCAAUAACACUACUCUCUACCCAGAUAAGUUUUUUUACAUUUAAGACCACUCAAAUUCAAUUCUUAAAUUUUGUAAUUUCAGUCAUUGUUUUUUACUUUUUUAUAUAAAAAUGCACGUUCUAGUGCUACUCCUAUGCAUGAACAUCUAUAAUAUUAAUUUUUCAACAUUUCUCUAAACAUUUAUGGCCUUACAAAGGAAGUCCAUAAUCCAAUUUCUCUUUUUCCAUUUUUUGUCCUAAUACUCAUUUCCCUUUCUGGCCUACAUAGCCAUCAUUUACUUAGGAAGUGUGACACUAUCUCGCAAAUAUUCCAAUUUACCUGUUAAGUUAUCCCCAUUUUACAUUAGAUAUUGUAAUGUUUAUAAAAUGUCCUCUCCUAUGUUUAUAAAACGGUUUGUUUUUAGUUCACGCACAUACAAAAGGUAUAAAUCCUGCCAUCUCAUAAGUUAAUCUUAUUAUCUUAUAACUCAGCGUAUUUUUAGAAUCUUUAAAGCAUAUAACCCAUAAGGUAAUAGGAGACUUGAAUAAAAGAGAGUUAAAGGAAGAGAAUAAUUUUCUGGUUGUGUGUCUGUCCACAACCCUGAACUCCUUUAUUUAUAAUAAUGAGUGUACAAGUACAUUAGUGAGAGAGAGGAGAUGAAAGGUCAAAUAAGAAGAAAGGUCAGUUCUAGAAAAUACAGAGGAGUCUAUUUAGCUACCAAUAAAUCUUGAUAAAUCUAACACUCCCCCUCAAGCUGGAGCAUACAAAUUGUAUGUACCAAGCUUGGAACAAAUAAAUUCAAUUCGUGGACCUCUCAAAGACUUUGUUAACACAUCUGCAAGUUGAUUAUUGGACCCAAUAAAGUCAGUGCUGAUUUCUUUAGGCAUCAGCUUUUCUAGAACGAAAUGGCAAUCGAUCUCUAUGUGUUUCGUUCUCUCAUGGAACACCGGAUUUGAGGCGAUGUGAAGGGCAGCUUGGUUAUCACAAUACAUCUUCAUUUGUUGAACCUUAAAGAACUUUAAUUCUUGAAGAAACUGUUUUACCCAUAUGAGCUCACAAGUGAGAGACACCAUUGCCCUAUAUUCCGCUUCAAUAUGAUAAAACUGUUUCUUGAUAAAGUACCCACAACCCUAAAAUUACUACAUUCCUAAAGUUCCUUUGUCUUCACUUAUCAUCUCAUCUAUUUUUAACUCCCCCACAUCUGACAUCUCUAAAGUUACUUUGUGAUCUUCUCUUUCUUUCUUCUACCAUCCAAUCCGCAUUUUACCCAUUUCCUCUCCUUUCUCAUCGCCCUCUCUAAUCUCUAAUCUACUUUGUCUUCACUUAUCAUCUCAUCUAUUUUUAACUCCCCCACAUCUCUAAAGUUACUUUGUGAUCUUCUCUUUCUUUCUUCUACCAUCCAAUCCGCAUUUUACCCAUUUCCUCUCCUUUCUCAUCGCCCUCUCUAAUCUCCUCAUGUAUUCAUUUCUCAUCUCUGUUAUUUUUCAUUUAUUCUGUUUCUUCUUCAGCUCUUCUUUUUCUGACCAUCUCCUCUUUUUGUUUCUCUUCUUCUAUUUUGUAUACUAAAUAUUGGAUUGAUCAGUUGGGUUUUACAGCUUCAUAAUUUAUUUGAUUAUUUGACUCUAGAGACCGAUGAGAUACCAGAUCCACUACCAAUAAUGGAUCACAACCACAACCACAACCACCGCCCCAACAGUUGUCAAAACCUUGGCAACCAUGGGCAGGCUGACUGCCACAGGCUACCAACAACCAUGAUCAUUGCCGGCUGUGAGGUUGUCAAUGUGGCCAAAAAAUAACAAUGUUAACAAAAAUGUUUCCCCCUGUGAAAGACAUUGGAAUAUGCCGUAUAAUAUGCUUUAGAAUAUUCUUCUAUCUUUAGAAUAUGCUUUAGAAUAUUUUAGGAAUAUACUCUAGGAUAUUAUUAUUGUAUAGCAUCUUAUAGGAAUAUUCUAUCUUUGUAAUGUAUAUAUAUAGGGACUUAACCCUCCAAUGAAAUACACAGAAAAUUCUUCCAUUCUCAUUACUAUUAUAUGCUUAAUUCUGAUAACAUGGUAUCAGAGCUGUUUCCUUUGUUUACAGAAUAUCAGUUUAGUUCAGAAUCUCAGUUCCGAACAUUGUUUCUCUAAGCAGUUCACAGAACCUCUGUAUUCUUUUCAGCUUAGUUUUCCAUAUCUCAGUUUAGUGUUCAGACUGGAUUCUUUCCCCAAGAGCUUGAGUUCAGUCCAGAAUCUUCAGAACCUCUAGGCACCACUCUGUCUUCAAGAAUCUCCAUUACAGGAAAGGGGCUAAUAUCUGUGGGAGGAAGUCUGGUGGUUGGUCGCUGGGGUCUGACAUCGGACAACACUGGUGGACGGACAUCUGUGAAAAUCUGCUCAUCUGGUUCUUCGCGCUGGGGUCUCGCUUGGAAUGUUUCCUCUCCUUCGCGGAUCGCGUCUGGUUCUCUUAUUCUCCGCAUCAGUCAACGCCAAGCUGGAUAUCUUAGUCUCCAAAUUUUAAGUCCACAGUCGGGAACCCUGCUGUAAGAUUUCAGAAUAUCUCAUUUUGUUUUAAUAUUAUUAUUGUCUCAAAAAAAAAAAAAAGAAUAAAAAAAAGAGAAAAAAAAAAUGCCUGGUUCUGACACUGACACCUCCGCAGUAACACAAAGUAAGCCUUUGAUAGUUUCUGAAGUUAUUCCCAUUAAUUUUAAAAUUACUGAGAAUAAACUUUGUGGCUCCAAUUAUCUUGAAUGGAGUAAAACUAUCAAACGUUAUUUAAGGAGCAUUGAUAAAUAUACCCACUUAGUUGAUGACCCGCCAAAGGAGGAGGUUGAUAGAGCUGCUAAUACUGCCUGGCUUCGUGACGAUUCUAGAUUAUUUAUCCAGAUUCAAAACUCAAUGGAGAAUGAGGUAAUGGGGUAUAUUAGUCAUUGCGAUACUGUGAAAGAACUGUUUGAUUAUUUGGAAUUUAUGUAUUCUGGAAAAGGUAAUCUUAACCACAUCUAUGAGGUGUGCAAAGCCUUUUACAGAGCAGAAAUGAAAGAUAAGCCUCUCACGGCUUAUUUUAUGGAUUUCAAGAAAACCUAUGAAGAGCUGAAUACAUUAAUGCCAUUUAGUCCUGAUAUCAAAGUGCAGCAGAAACAAAGAGAACAAAUGGCAGUGAUGAGUUUUUUGGCUGGUCUAACAUCUGAAUUUGAAACAGCCAAAUCACAUAUCUUAUCUAGCGAUGAGGUCUCUUCUCUUCAAGAGUCUUUCACUAGAGUGCUUCGCACCGAUACUUCAUCCACACCAUUAACACCUCAGUCAAGCAAUGCAUUUGUAGGGCAAGUUCCGACAUUCACCAGAGGAAGUGAGAAAUAUCCACGUACUGGCCCAUCUGGCAAAGGCAUAGUAUGCAACUACUGUAAAAAGCCUGGACACUUGAUCAAAGAUUGUAGAAAAUUAAAAUUCAAAAAUCAAGGAAACCAGGUUGCUCACAUUGCUUCCGCUACACAGUCUUCUGAUGGAUCACUAAGUAUGUCUUCUGAGGAAUACGCCAAAUUUCUUUGCUACCAAGAGACUCUAAAGCAUUCAUCUACUCCUAUCUCAGCUGUCGCUAAUUCAGGUAAUCCAAACACAUGUCUUGUGUCUUCAUCCUCAAAAUGGGUUAUCGAUUCAGGGGCAACAGAUCAUAUGACAGGAUCUGGUGACGAAUCGGGUUAUUGGUAAAGGAUAUGAAUCGGCUGGUCUCUAUCUCUUGGAUACAUCCUUACCCAAAUCCAUCUCUUGUCUUGGAGUUGGAACUGUGUUAGAGGCUCAUUAUCGACUGGGCCAUCCCUCUCUCCCGUUGUUAAAGAAACUUCAUCCUCAAUUUC